Molecule: messenger RNA, 237 nt
Organism: Opisthorchis viverrini
Lineage: Eukaryota; Metazoa; Platyhelminthes; Trematoda; Opisthorchiida; Opisthorchiidae
Exons: 1
Coding region: 1-237 (78 amino acids)
Source: RefSeq, a predicted model, not a curated record
AUGUAUUGUGGUGAGGGAAGGCGUGCAGUCCAAAAUCACUUCAGGGUAACGUCUUUACUGAAAAAUCCUGAAGGAAAGUCUGCAGUCCAAUGGAACUCAAGUGAUGACCAAGCGUACCAACCCAAGCAAGAAGAGCCCAGCGAUGAGGUCAGUCGUCUGUCCGCUCGAACUCACUGGCGUGGUGACGUGAAAUGUGCGAUGUCUGAGAACGCGGUAGGUGAACCGAGGAAACUUUAG